AUGGACGAUAUCAGUCAUGAUUCUGCGACUAUGCAGCUCCCUUUUGCCCAGCGACCGAUUGUUAUCCUAGGCGCUGGCAUUAUUGGCUGUGCCACAGCCCAUCAGCUCCUGCAACACGGCUUCUCCGUAGUGUUAGUGGCGGAGUUUUUACCAGGCGAUCAAGAUAUCACAUAUGCUUCCGCAUGGGCAGGCGCAGCAUGGCAUCCAGCAGGCGGUAUCACCCCUAACCAGCGCUAUAUACAGGCUAUCACCCAUCGCGUUCUCCUUAAGAUGGCACAAGAUCCCGACUCAGGAGUCAGCAUCGUCGAUUUUCGGGAGAUGAGUCAAGGCGAAUAUCCUGACAAUUUCCAUUCAGCCUGGGCCUAUCAAACGCCCGUCACGGAUCCAACGCUACAUAUACCGUAUUUAAAGAAGAAGAUAAUCGGUAUGGGCGGAAUAUUUAUUCGACAUCGAGCUCGGUCUCUCCAGGAACUGUUCGACAAGUUCCCUGAGUCUCGCAUCUUUAUCAAUGCCAGUGGACUGGGUAGUAAGACCCUGGAGGAUGUGCAAGAUGACCAUUGCUUUGCUGAACGAGGACAAAAUGUCUUUCUUCGAACGGAUAAAUUCCAUACAAUGUAUUUUCGAAAUGGCCAAGAAUACACCUAUAUCAUUCCACGGCCACUUUCACAGGGUGUGGUGUUGGGAGGUGUUAAACAGACCGAUAACUUAUCGCCUGAUGUGGAUCCCUACAUUGCCCAAGACGAGAUUGCACGGGCCCAUCGACUCGCCCCGGAUAUUGUCCCUUCACAGCCCGCAGUUGAAGAUAUAAGUCAUAUUAUUGGAAUCCGAUCGUCUCGACGGGGCGGUUAUCGACUUGACUCCGAGCAACGAGGGGAUAAUACAGUUCUAUCUGCCUAUGGGUUUGGUGGUGGUGGAUAUGCAUUUUCAUACGGCAUCGCAGAUGCGUUAUUGAAGAUGGUAGAGAAGACCGAACGGGCAAAAUUGAUAGAUUGA
Molecule: messenger RNA, 993 nt
Organism: Penicillium angulare
Lineage: Eukaryota; Fungi; Ascomycota; Eurotiomycetes; Eurotiales; Aspergillaceae
Product: FAD-dependent oxidoreductase
Exons: 3
Coding region: 1-993 (330 amino acids)
Molecular function (GO): FAD binding; D-amino-acid oxidase activity
Source: RefSeq, a predicted model, not a curated record